CGGAACUAAAGUUGAGGGUUUAUUUCACAGGAUUUUUAGUUGAGGGUUUUUUUUACGAUUCAUCUUUAGUUGAGGGGUUUAAUUACUAAAAACCCUAUAAAUAUAUAUGCAAGUUUUAGAUUUGUUAAAUAUUUUAUUUCAAUGAUCCACCAUGAAGUUUUUGUGAUUCGUUGAAUUAUAUUUAUUUUAUAUGUUUAAUAAUAUUCCUAAAGAUUUAAAAAAUAAUAAUAUUCAUUUUUAGAUAAAACAAUUUAUAUUAAAAAUGUCAAAAUAUUAUGACAUCUCCAGCAAUCAAACCCAUAAAUUUUGGGGGUUUUAAUUUUCUAACCGACCCGCAAACCUUUAAAAUAAGGUUUUACUAUUAAGAAACUCAAAAUACUAUAUUUUUACGUUUUAAAUUACUUCUUACAAUUAUAAGUCUUAUAUAUAAUAUUACUAAUAUUAAUUUUGUAUCACUUUAAUAUUCGUAAUCACAUUUCACCUAAAUAUUAAGAUAAAUAUUUUGUAUAUAAUUAUUAUUUACACACAAGAUAUAAGAGUGUUAAAAUUAAAACCAGAAUUAUUAAUCUAAAAUAAUAUCAUGUAAAAUAUAAAUAUUAUAUACAUCCAAUUGGACUAUUUCGUAACUUUUCACUCUAGUUGGAAUUUUUUUAAAAUAAAUUAAGGAUUUGGUAACUUGGUGAAACCAAAAUAUCUAUAAAUAAGUUAUAUAUUACUUAUUUAUAAAAGUUUAGCGAUUCAAGUUAAUUUUAAAAGGUUGAAAACUAAAAUAUAAAAUAUAAAAAUGUAAAGAUAUAUUUGAAAUUUAACUCAACCUUAAAACUUUUAUUUUGAAAAUCAGCCAUUCUUAAAAUAAGGUUAGUUGCAGAAGAUGUCCUUUAUAGAAAGAAGGUUUAGGGGCCAGGGAUACACUCUAAUAUAUAUAGCAUGAAUGCGUUUGCUUUAUGUGUUAAUCAAAGGUCAAUUUCCUUGUAUGGAGGAACAUGCCCAUCUCACAGAAAAGUCUUUCUUGUUAUUUGCAACGAAAAAAAGAUACAACAACUUUAUAAGUCUUUGGCUCUUUUGCAUUGCUUUUCUUCGUCGACUUUUCUUUCAUCCUUGGGGUCAAAAUGAUGUUUAAGGGCUGAAACUUUCCAAGCCUAACAAUUUCUUUUUUUGUUACUAAUUUUCCAAGCUUAACAUUAAACAUCGAAAUGAUUCCUCAAAUGUCAGAUAGAGAAAGCAUCAAAACGUUUAAUGCUGAUGCAUAAGGUUUGCUUCUUCUUUCUUUUUCCACAACAGCUAAGAAAUUUAUUUAAUAUUAUCAUAAAGAUUCUCGUGGGAUUCGGAUAUUCGAUCAAGAGUUGCCAAUAAUCAACGAGCAAAGCACGUUGACCCAUUUUAGAGUUUCAUAUUCUUGUGGUUGGCCAAUAAAUACUUUUCUUUCUUUAAGUUGGAAAAUUAAAUAAAGUAAUUUCCAACACUUUUUUUUUGUUCUUGUAGUAUUAUGGUACUAAUAACCUUUGUUCUUUGGUGAUUUGUUUUCUUUACAGAUAUUAUUGAAUUCUAAAACUGACACAAACGUGUGUGAAUAAAACCCUGUAUAUGGUCAUGAUAUGUAAAUGUCUUGGAAAAUUCAGACUUUUACAAAACUCACACGCAAAAGAUACCAAAAAAUCAAGUCAUAUAUUCGACAAAACAAAACACACAUGUAGAAUGCAAUACUAUAAAUUAAAGAAAAGUGAGAAGGUUUGAAUGGGGUAGAGAGGGGACAAAACAAAAAGAGCCAAAAAAAGUCAACGAGAAGAAGAUGCAACGGAGGAUCAAUGAGAUAGAAGAAGAGGAUGAAGAAGGAUAUGGAAGGACAAGCCUGGAGACUGUGCGAGAGAGCCCGUUUGAAGGAAGCAGUGGAACAGUGUCUUUGAGCGGAGAAGACAACGUAUAUGUUGGAGUUGGUAAAGGAGACUCCAGCAUGGGAGCAUUGUGUUGGGCUCUUGACAAUCUCAUCCCUUCUUCUUCUUCUACUCUUCUUUUCCUCAUCCAUGUCUUCCCUGAGACUCACUUCAUCCCUUACCCUUUGGGGAGGCUGGCGAGGGAGCAAGCUAGUCAGGAACAACUUGAUGCUUUUAUGUCUCAGGAAAGAGAGAAGAGAAGAACUCUGUUGAACAAGUUUCUCCAAGCCUGCUCUGCUUCUAAGGUGAAGGUAGAGACAAUACUGGUAGAGAGUGACUCGGUGGCAAAGGCUAUACAAGACCUCACUACCAUUCUUAACAUUAAGAAGCUUGUUCUUGGGAUCGACAAGUCUAAUGCAAGGAAAGCAAAGUCACUAAAAGGAAACAGUGUUGCAGAACAGAUAAUGAGAAGCUCCGCAGCAGAAACAUGUGAGGUCAAAGUCAUAUGCCAAGGAAAAGAGAUAGAGAUAGAAAAGCCGGCAACGGAGAGAAGCCCCUCCAAGCCCUCAAUACAGCUGCAGCCGAAGAAAGAUCAAUCCAGUGACUCUUUUGCUUGGAUUUGCUUUAGUAAGCCCAAAACUACCAGUUAGUGGAAUGAAAGAUAAAGAUGCAGAUGUAAUACAUUUGUCUGUUAUGUUCUGUGUUUGGAUAGAGGAAGUAAAAAAGAUACUAUGAUAAAAACUAAUAAGGUUAUGAAAAGAGUUACAAACAUUUUAAUAAA
Brassica rapa (field mustard) is the source of this 2652-nucleotide messenger RNA. RefSeq names its product U-box domain-containing protein 37. NCBI's taxonomy places the organism in Eukaryota, Viridiplantae, Streptophyta, Magnoliopsida, Brassicales, Brassicaceae. The record is from RefSeq and is a predicted model, not a curated record.